This is a messenger RNA of Papilio xuthus (Asian swallowtail), 2641 nucleotides long. RefSeq lists its product as uncharacterized. The coding region runs from base 131 to 2062 and encodes 643 amino acids. The record is from RefSeq and is a predicted model, not a curated record. The transcript has 11 exons. Gene Ontology annotation, molecular function: zinc ion binding. Gene Ontology annotation, biological process: synaptic signaling. Gene Ontology annotation, cellular component: plasma membrane. Lineage: Eukaryota; Metazoa; Arthropoda; Insecta; Lepidoptera; Papilionidae.
CCUAUCAUAGUGUCACUGUGUGUGCGACAGUAAUUUCAAUUCAAAUAUUCGAUUUAAGUUUAUGGCAGUUGGUCAUAAAAUUUCAAGAUGUUUUUUUAGUAUCUAAGUUAGAUGGUGCUUAUUUAUUUCAAUGACAAUGAGUAAAUACAAUAAAAUUGAGACAGAAGCGGGAUAUCCGUGUUAUAUCGACAAUACAAACAACCAACAAUAUUAUGACCAUCCUCAUUUCCGUGUUAUUUUGAAAUCUUUGGAGAAAUAUAACGAAAUAAAAUACAGCGCAUAUCGUAUAGCGUUUAAAGUUUUCGAGCUUCAAAAACAUCUCAAAGUGCCCCCUCUUCGAAUUACUUCAGGAGUAUUUGCUAGACACCAGUUAAGUCUAUCAGAGAGCAGUCUAUCAUUAGACCCAACAGAAUUGGAAGCAGUUCUUGCUGAUAUAUAUUUUGCGGCAGAAAAGGAAGGUGCCUUUUCUGGUGAUGUUGAUCUGACUGUGGAUUUGUUAAUCAAUUUGUUACUAAAUGUAUAUGAUGAGAACAGAACAACACCAAUAAGAGUGUUGGCUGUUAAAACCCUACUAAUUCUACUAAGUGAAGAGACAGUGUUAGAUAAAUGGCAAGCAUUAGCCAACUGUUGUGCAGACCACAAUGGUUGUGUGUCUCCACGGAGACUGGCCGCUUUACUGACUUACAUGACUGCCCUGCCUAAGUAUCUAGGCACAAACUGUGAUCAAAUACAGACUGAUGUUGAUGCAUGCUUUGAUAAGAGUGCUGGUAUGCUGGGAGUUAGUUCCCGAGCUGUAGCUGAAUGGGGGGUACAGAAUAGUGCAAGUGCCAAAUGGCUGCCGGUGCUGCAGAGGAUUCUUAUAAGAAGAGCAGCACCCGCCUCUGCUGGGUCAUGUUCAGCUUGUAAUCAGCUACUUGCACAGGUAUUACACUUCAAGUGUUCAAAGUGCCGUAGUGUAUAUUUCUGUGAGAAUUGUUACUUGUAUGACAAAAAUAUAACAUUGGUGUCUGGACAUAAGAGGACACAUUUGGUGCAUGAAAUUAUUGACGAUGAGGUGAAUCCACCGGAAUGUCUUGGAUUUGUAAGCGGGAUGAGGAGAUUCUUCUUUUGUACUUCGACAAGAAAGAAAAAGACGACAAAGAAAGAAGUUAAGAAGCAAAGUUCUGAUAAACAGAAAAGUGAUAAGACAGGAUCAGUUCGUAGGAAGGGAAAGCCAGCUAUCUUCACGUCAACAGUCGGCAAAGCUUCGGGCAAUAAUAAAAGCGAUCCAACUAUAACAUUACAAGAUAUUAUCAACCAAUUAGAAACAAGAAAUAUAGCUUUGAAAGAGUUGUUGCAAAAUACUGUAAAUCCUGAAGAUGAUUUAAAAAUGAAAGUGGACUCCCACUAUUCCUUGAUAUCAGCACAGAUUGAUAGAUUAAAAGCCUUAAAGGAAAACCUAACCCAAGUUGAUAUACAAGAUGGAGGCAAGACUGAUAAAAUCUGUCGACCUCAAGCAUUCGACCUCUUCAGUCCAAUACCAGUUGUAGAAGAGAAACAAUCCAGGAUACCUGACAUGAAUACCCAACCUAGAGUUUUGAGUAUGGAUUCUGGUAACUUCUCCGUGGUGUCGAAGCAGACUGAUGUGCCAAGGAUGACAAUGUCAGGAGAUGAGCUGAAACCCGUGGUUGUACAUGCUACGUCUGACAGUAUUUCAGCUGUCUCUGUUGGUGAUGUCAGUAAUUGGUACAAUGCCACAGCUGCAGUGACGAAAGAGUUCGAGCAGUCAGUCCAUGGAGCGAAGGCGCCGGAGUGCAGCCUGGCGGUGACGGAGCGCCGCUUUGCUGACGACAUCCGCAGUGUCGAGACCAGCAAUGACAAAAUGAGGGAGCUAAAUGCUGAUCUGGACACCGUCUUGGAUAGACUGCAGCAAAUAUUGACUAACAACUUCGCUACGGAUGACUCGUGUUUCGAUAACACACAACUGCGUGAGACCGCAAACGAAAUGGAGGGACUACUCGGCACUCUGAUACGCGGAGUCGAACAGAGGGCGACCCUCAACGCGACUAAAGGAAUGGUAUAAAUCUUCAAACAGUACUUCCAUGCCCUGUCCCAAAUCAAGUUUAACUGUAAAUAAUGGAUACAGCUAAUUUUUUUUAAAAGAAAAUAUUUUUUCGACAUCUAAUUUUUUGAGCGUUUAGAAUGUAAGCUAUCAUAUAUGUAAUAUCAAUAAUGACGUUAGAAUAGAGCGUAGUUGGAUGAACGGACCAGGGCGACUGCCCAGGGCGCCCUGAACAGGAAGGGGCGCCAAAGGUCUGCGAAUUAUACUCUCACGUAACCCUGUUAAGCCUCCCUUCCAUCAAAGGCAAGGUAAAAAAGGGGGCGUCGUAGAAAUCUUGCCCAGGGCGCUAGUAGAGUUGGAAGUGUAAUAUGUAGAUUUCCAUAGUGAUAUUUGUUUGUUUAUAAAGUUUUGGUAUUCAUUUGGUAUAAGUGUGUAGUUAAUUAAACAUACUUUUUAAGAUAUACAGGUUUAGGACGAAAAUAAAAUUUAUCGACAUAAAAAAAAACAUGUAACAUUUAAAAGACUAACGUAAAAAUCUCAUUUAGGAUCUCAAAUUCUACUCAAAUUUUUUUUUAAUAAAUGUUCUUUUAACCUUGCUCA